AUGUCUACUGCAAUCGCUGCUCCCUUCCAACAACCUUCGACCUUUGGUUCCCAAUAUCACAACAUGUCAAGCAGUCCUACACAACCUACCGCCCAGCGCAAUAACAGGCCGCCGCGUACUCGCAACGUCAACAUCCACAACAACGCUCAAAACACUCAAUCCGACUCGGGACUCCCCUCGCAAGCCACUACUCCUAGGCCGAAGAAGAACAGACCGAGACAGAACGACAAUCGCGCCGCUUCCAACAGUGAUGUGCCCAAGUCUGCCAACGCCAGGCCCAAGCCUUCUCACAAAUCUCCUACCGCUACACCUGCGAAACCCGCUGCUUAUGCUGGUCCUACCUUCCAUGCUUCUCCCGCCGCUUCAAAUCUGCCAAUGCCCAAGUUUGCUUCCAAGUCGGUACCCCCUGUCACAACAAGCAAUUCCCUGCAAGCGAAACUCGAUGCCGAAUCCACAAAGCUCAGUGCUCCGUCACCGUCUCUCGACAAUGCUGCCCCACAAGCUUUGUCGAGGGAGAGAUCUCCGCUCGAUAUAUUCUUCAACGCCGACAGGCAGGAGCGGGCAAUCAAGAGUUCGCCUCUAGCCCAAAGACGUGCAACACCACCCGAAGCAAAGGGCAUGUUCAACCUAGACAUUGACUCUUCUAGCAGCCCUGCUCCCAAUCGUAACCAGGCAGAGAUCGACAGGCAGGCUUACACCCAAUCGCUGAAGAACUUCUUGAACUUGCAACCCUCCACCACUUCUCCUGCCCAGCCUCGCGCUCAGCCAAAUCCUGCAUUUCAAACGCCUCAGCAGCAGCGCACUCUUGACGCUGAUCCUUCUCUGCACUACGGAAACCGCAGUCUGACACCACUUUUCCAUGCUGCUCGCACUCCUUCUUCGCCUCAGACCACUAUGAACACUACCCCCAAGCGCGAGCCCUCUGGUCAUGCGCAGCAACCUUUCGAUCCUCGUGCCUACCUCGAGUCUCAAUCACCCUUCAUCUCGCGUCCUCAAAACUCUACAGCCUCGCCCCAGCAGCAUCAUUAUCAGCCUCAGCCUUACCACAGCCCUGCGCAGUAUAUUGGAGCUCAUCGACCUCAGCCACCUCCUCCUCAACGUCCAUUGGAACAUGACCAUUCGCCUGAUGUUAAGGGCAUGGAGGCCAAGCUCAAAGGCAUGCUCAAACUCACCUAG
Aureobasidium musti is the source of this 1176-nucleotide messenger RNA. The record is from the annotation of a GenBank genome assembly. Lineage: Eukaryota; Fungi; Ascomycota; Dothideomycetes; Dothideales; Saccotheciaceae.